Molecule: messenger RNA, 2097 nt
Organism: Plasmopara halstedii
Lineage: Eukaryota; Oomycota; Peronosporomycetes; Peronosporales; Peronosporaceae
Exons: 1
Coding region: 1-2097 (698 amino acids)
Biological process (GO): peptidyl-proline hydroxylation to 4-hydroxy-L-proline
Cellular component (GO): endoplasmic reticulum
Molecular function (GO): iron ion binding; procollagen-proline 4-dioxygenase activity; L-ascorbic acid binding
Source: RefSeq, a predicted model, not a curated record
AUGGGAUUAGCGACUGCUGACACCAAGACAGUGGCAAACGAGCCUUCGCAUCAGACUCAUUCGUCUUUUUCCUUCACUAUGAAGCUUCUCUCAAUUGUAGUAGUUGUGCUCGCAGCUACUGGCGGAUGGUUUGUUCGCCAACGCGAGGAUUUUGAUGACGUAGUGCUGAAUAUACUUAGAGAUACAAAGUUGUUAUCUCACGUACCGUCCAGCUUCUUCGAAAUGAUUGACGUGUUGCCGUAUAAGUACGAGAGUGAUGUAGUGGCUUUGGAAGUGCGCCAUUUAGUGAGUAAGUUCUCGUGCAAUGAUUCAGACUACAUGGCUUCGCCUUUAUUUGACGGCAAAGUCUUCCCUGUCACUGAUCCUAUGGAAGCGGAUACGCCAAUGGCCGAUGAUCGAGUGUUUUUCAUGCUUAACGGUGCGAAUGUCGGUACUUAUAUUUCCUGGAACGGCGACUUUAACUGCAUUGGGCAGGCAGCUGAAUUGGCUGCAGUGCGACUCGGAGCGGACCGAGACGUGAUAGUGAAUGGUGUACGGCUGUACAGUCAAUUGGGUUGGCCUGUUCGUAAUGAAAAUGACUUGCACAAGACAAAAAACAUUGUUCAUGUGUUACUGGACUUUCAAUUGUGGCAAUGGCCAGGUAUCAAAAAGGGGUACAAGUACCUGUUGGAAAACGGUGUGACGUUGACGAUGGUAGGGAUCAAUCCCAAAGUGUUUGAUGUCGAGUACUUUUUCACUCAAGAAGAGGCAGACAAAGUCAUUGAACUUGGAUUGCCGACGCUAAACCGCUCGAUGGUGGAUUCCCAUAACUCAUCGCGUCAGAUGAGCCAGGUGCGCACAAGUCAUACAGCUUUCUUGCCUGACAGUUUUUUUACAAGAAAUUUUCGAAAGCGUUCAGCUUUUGUAGCUCGACUUCCAAGUCCAUCGUACGCUGAGCGAUUGCAGCUAGUACGAUACAAUGCCGGUGAGUUCUAUCGAAAACACCAUGACACAUUUUCAUCUCGCGAGAUUCUGCCGAAAAAGUCAGCGCACGUUUUUGGAUUAGAUGAAUACAUUAAGUGGGCCAAUUGGGCGUCUGGCAAAAUUCGUGAAUUGAGCUUGCAACGUGACAUUCCAGAAGACUUUCGUGAAGGAGGGCUACUCUUUCCGAAUGCCACAGACAAGCGAAACUUUCAAAUUGCUUUGGUAAAGCUCUUUUACACUGAAGCUAAUGCAACCAAUUUGUUUAAGACCUUAUCUGAUGAGGCAUGGCUUACUUGGCUAGAUGAAAACGCUAACAACAAUGCGACGGGAAUAAUUGAUGUUCUCCUUGCUGAAAAUGAAAAGCCACAUUAUUUACCACUCCUCGUCAGAGCUUGGGAAAAAGCGCUUGGGCUACCUGAUUUGCACUACACUUUUUCUAAGCCCGCGAUGAACUCGGUAUCGCACUAUUUCGCGUGGGUGCGCUGGGCAAAGGAGCGUAUCACUUUUCUGGGUGACGAAGUUCCGUUAAUGGCUCGCCCAGAGGGAGAUUUUUACCCGGAGUUCACGGUCGCCUUUCAAACAAAAUUGCUGGGGUUCGUGCUGGACGACCAUACUCCUGAAUUUGUCAGGCGUAUCACCAAUGCAGAAUGGUACGAUUAUAUGGUCAGGGACCGCAGCACAAACCAUUGUUUAAUUAACGUACUCAAGGCUUUUCCGCAAUUCGCCGAACUUGUGAUCAAGACUUGGGAAGCGCGCGUACGUGCACCCGCUCAGCUACGCUAUACGCUACCUACCUACAUCAAGCACUUCCACCCGCAGCGCUACGUUACGCUGUUUUUAUACCUGAACAAUCAGACCAAAAUUGGGGGUGAAACCGUGUUUCCACACUCUCUGGAUCGGUAUUCAGACAAAGAUAUUGUUCGUGAUGGGAUGGAUGAGUGUUCGUUGGGACUGGCAGUGCCUCCUCUUGGCUUGCACGCUUCACUUUUCUACGUCCAAACACCUGAAGGCGAUGAAGAUUUAUUCAGCUUACAUGGUGGAUGCCCACCGCAUGAAGGAACCAAAUGGGGCUCAAAUUCUUUCAUGUGGAACGCCGAUGCUGAUGAAUCCGGGAAUUUCUGGGCUACGAAGUAG